Benincasa hispida (wax gourd) is the source of this 444-nucleotide messenger RNA. The record is from RefSeq and is a predicted model, not a curated record. NCBI's taxonomy places the organism in Eukaryota, Viridiplantae, Streptophyta, Magnoliopsida, Cucurbitales, Cucurbitaceae.
AUGAAUGAAGAGGAGGUAGGAAGCACUCUGGCCUUGGAGACUCCUGAGGUAACUGCCAAUGCAGAAACCUAUGAUGGACCCUCUAGAGUUGCAGUGGAGGAGAUUGCGGUGGUGGCUGAAGUUGCGAUGGAUGAGGUUGCAGUGGAGACGCAACCAAAAGUAGUUGAAGAGAAAAAAAAGAAGAAGAAAAGAAAAGGGAGAAAGGCUGGAGAGGCUGAGUCUUCUCAUCAUCGCAAGGAGAAAAAGAAGAAAGAAAAGGAUGAUGACGAAGAUGAAGAAGCCAAGAAGGAAAUGAAGAGGAAAGAGAAGGAAGAAAGAAGAGAGCGCCAACGUGAGGAAAGGUGCCUGAGAAAAGAAGAAGAAAAGAAGAAGAGGGCUGCGAGCCCAGAAAAGGAUGGAAAAUCAACCUCCGUAAGGGAGAACAGGGGGAAACAGUGCAAUUAA